GAGGAACAAUAUCCCAGGUAGAAAGUCAUCAAUGGAAUUAGCUUGUAUUAAGCUAAUUUUAUCAGUUUUAGCCUAAAAUUAGCCAACAAACUAUGGUUAACACAAGGUUAGUUGGUAACGCUUUGUAUCGCUAACAUAAAGCUUGCAGUUUUAGCUUGCAUAAACAGUGACAAUUUAGCUUACUAUAAGGUUAAAAGUAUAUCUUAUUCUUAGCUAGAAUAGAUUUGGUAAUAUAAGUUUGAAAACAUGUUUACAGAGAAAAAUUUUUUAUUAUUUUUUUUUUUUGUACACAUACAUCAGAUAUUGGGCAUUAAAUGUGUAGUGUUAUAUAUAUUUUCCCUAGCGGUUUUGACGUCACCGUAUAAACAUUUAUCUGAAAAUAAUAAUAAUAUUUAUUUAAAAACAUAAAAUAAUUAAUAAGACGAUUUGAGGUUAGCAUUACCUUAGAUGUAAAUCAACUACAAAUACAUUUCAGAAUUAUUCUAGUCACAUUCAAUAGAGAAAAAUAUAUAAGUUUUAUUAGUAUAUAAAUUAUAAAUUAACUUUUGUUUGUUGAAAUAUUUUAAACUUACCCUAAUAAUAGUGCAAUAUAAAUGAUAAACUUUGAUUAUAACUUGCAAUUAACCUCUGUCUAACAAACAAGCUUCCAAGUAGAUGGCACUCUUUACUGCCGUGAAGCUAAAUUCAUUAUUAGUCAGUAAAUUACUUAUGUCAGUAAAUUUAUUCAAAGCUACUGAUCUUUCAGUAAAUUUUGUAACCACUGAAAAAAUCAGUAACAUUUUUACUGAUUUAACUUAAGAGAGUAAGGACGUUCUAAAAAAUUCAAAUUUUUUUAUUAUGAGCAUUAAAAACUUGUGAUUCAAUAAAUUAAAAAAAAUCAAAACUUACUUGCUUAGUAAAUAUUUUUCUUUAUAUAUGUUGCAAAUAAAAUUGAACUUAUUUAUUACUUAUAAACAAUAACACAAACUCCUAAUUAACCUCAAACUUCAGUUUUCAAUGUACGCUUGGAGUAAUGUUAGCAGAUAAGGUAGUUUUAAGUUUAGAAUCCAAGCUUACAACAAAUCUUAUCAUACGCGUGGAAAAAGAGCUAACAGCAAGGUAUAUUUUAAGGUUAGUUACACUCUAAAGACUUGUCAUAGAAUUCAUCCUAAUAACAACCUAGAAUAAAGCUUACAAAACAAGACUUAGAUGUUAAGCUAAAAUAAAGCUAUUUUGAAGUUUCAAACUUGUCCGACUAAGACAAUUUUCUACCUGGGAUUUUUUUUUUCCGUGUAUGGUAACAAGUUUUUUGGAAAUAUUGAUUAUAGGAAUGGUAUCCAUCCAUUUCAUCACAAUUAUACGGAUUGAUCCCACUAUCUUAAAAUGAAUCAGUAAAAAUUUCUGCAAAUCAGUGAAUAUUCACUGCGAAUCAAUCCCAAAUAUAUCACUGAUUGAAUUAGUGAUAUAUUUAGGACUAUUCGUGCAGUGAAUAUUCACUGAUUGGACUACUUUUCACUGAUUCAUUUUAAGAGAGCAUAACAAUGGAAAGUUAUCCCAAAAAUUAUAGGCGUAUAUACCAUAAUUUCAAGCAAUUAUUUCCAUAACGUUAUGGGUUGAUAUUCCAUAAACGUACUAGGAACGGUUACCAUAAUUUUCUUUCCGUGGGUGUAUGAAAUAUCAAAAUUGUAUGUAAUAAGCGCAUAAAUGCUUAAUUAUAACUAAAUUUUGUUGAUGAUUUUUUUUUAAAUUUAAAAACGAAUAUUUAUCUCUUAAUGAUAAUGAAUACCAUCGAAAUCAUUCAAAUAAAUAUAAUAAGAUGACGCAAAAUUGUCUCUUAUUUAUUAUCAGUGGCCAUGCGUCGAUUUUUAUACAUGCACGUCAUCGUAGUAGUUUUUUUGUGACGUGGCCCACAUUUGAAUUGCCGUAAAUUAACAAAUACUAUCACAUAUAUGUAUGAGUAACGCCAAAUCUCAGUUAUCGACGACCAUUACUGUCAGUCAUCAUUCAAACUCAGAAUGAAUAUUUUUUAAUUUUUUAUUUAUACUUCAGUUCAUUUUGAUUUUACUAUCUUUUCAGAACAACUCCACAAAAUUUCAAAUCGUUACGAAUUUGUCCACCUCUACUUAUAUUUGAAAUCUUCAUUUGACGAACAUGAGCGAUUGAGUCUACACUUUUGAAUUUUAAUAAACUUUUGACUUUUUCAUACUUCUGUUCAAAAAAAGAAUUGUAUAUUGAUUUUUUAUGAUGGAAGCUUCACGAAUAGAUGAACAAGUUGUUCAAGACGCUUUAAAUGAAACAGGUUUUGGCAAGUUUAGCUAUAAAAUGUUGAUAAUUGUUACUUUAAUAUCAAUAAAUACUGGUAUCAGUUUUGAAAAUGUCAGUUUCGUAAUGCCAGCAGCUGUUUGUGAUUUCAAAAUGUCAACAAUUGCACAGGAUCGCAUAGCAAUCAGUUCAUUGUUUGGACUGGCACUGGGCCCAUAUUUUUGGGCUUGUAUGGCUGAAACUAAAGGCCGGAAAGUAAGUUUAAUCAUAGGUUUACUUUUGGACGGUUGCUCAAAUGCUCUAGCUUCUGUGAUAUCAAAUUACUAUGGAUUCGUAAUUUGUAAAUUUUUCAAUGGAGUCGGUAUAGGUUCACAGUUUACAGUACUAUUCACUUAUAUUGGAGAAUUCCAGCCCGAUAACUAUAGAGACAAAGUGCUUUCCUGGCUCGAAUUGCCAUUCAUUUUGGGCGCAAUUUUAAAUGCAGGGAUUGGUUGGAUUAUAAUUCCUCUGAAAUUCAGUUACAUAAGUGAAACAACUUUUUUUUUUUUUAAUCCUUGGAAUUUAUAUAUUUUAAUAUGUGCAAUAGUGGCACUAAUUGCCGCAUUCUGUUUGACUUUUCUACCAGAAACUCCUAAAUAUCUUGCUGAAACUGGACAGUAUACCAAAUUAAUGGGUGUCCUUUGUCAAAUGCAUCAUGAAAAUACAGGACAGUCAGAUAUAAAUUACAUAGAACGAUUAGAACAAUUGCAUAAUCCAGGCAUAAAUGAUUUGUUGUCAAAAGUAAAAUUAACAAAUAAUAUAUGCGAGUAUAAACCGACUUUCAUCAAGAAAUUCAUUAAAUUUAUCAAGCAAGUUAAGGAAAUUAUGAAGCCACCUUAUUUGAAUAGAACUUUAAUUAUUUGUGUAUCAAUGUACGGUACUUCGUAUUCACUUUUUGUUACCAUGUUAUGGAUUCCCGAAAUUUUCGAAAGGUUUGCAAUGUUUGAAGAAAAAUAUCCUAAUAUGACUGCAAGUGUUUGCCUUGUUUCGGAAAAACUUCAUUCCAAAGAUGCCAUGCUAAAGAAUAAUAUUAAUUUUGAUGACUGUCCAUCUAAAUUAGACUAUACAGUGUAUUCACAAACGAUAAUUGUAUGUUUGGCAGCAAUACCAGCCGGAGUAUGGUUACCGCUUUUUAUAGACAGACUCGGAUAUAAAUUUCAUUUCAUUCUAGCAACUUCAGUUACAUCUUUACUUUACAUAGGAUUAUUGUUGGUCAAAAGUUCAGCCCAAAAUUUUAUCGUCUCAUGUGUUAUUGACGGACUUUCAUUUGGAGCCAAUGUUAUAUACUAUAUGUUAGUUAAUUUAUAUCCAACGCAUCUAAGAGUUAUUGCUUCAAAUCUCGUUGCUUUUGUUGGAUACAUUGGAGGUACGGUUAGCAUCAUUGUAGUCGGUUAUUUAGUUGAUGAUCACUGUCUAAUACUGAUAAUAAUCAUAAGCGCUCAUGUUGGAGUUGCAGCUAUUUUCGGAUUUUUUAUUCCGACUAGUCAACCAACGUAGAAUUGUAUAAACGAGAUAUUCAAAGAUUUUAAUUUAGUCAACUAAAAUGAAUAUAUAAAUUUGUAUCUAAUAGGUGUUUAUAAGAUAUAUAAAAAAACAUCGUGCAGAUUAAGUUACGAAUGUUAUUAAUAUGAUACAUUCUGUAUAUAUAUGAUAUAUUUAUAUAAUUUAUAAAAUUUAAUAUAUGAACAAAUUUAUGAAUAUAAUAAUUACUAUUAAUUCUGUUACGCCGGAUAAUUGUGAA
Microplitis mediator is the source of this 4021-nucleotide messenger RNA. RefSeq names its product synaptic vesicle glycoprotein 2B-like. The record is from RefSeq and is a predicted model, not a curated record. Lineage: Eukaryota; Metazoa; Arthropoda; Insecta; Hymenoptera; Braconidae. Gene Ontology annotation, biological process: transmembrane transport. Gene Ontology annotation, molecular function: transmembrane transporter activity. The transcript has 12 exons. Gene Ontology annotation, cellular component: membrane. The coding region runs from base 2221 to 3777 and encodes 518 amino acids.